AUGAUGAAUAACACACCUUCAUCGGAUUUUAAUUUUACAAACAUGAUGAUGAGAAAUGAAUCACCAACAAGUGAUUUUCUUCAACAGGAUGAAACACCAUCCACAACGUCCUCUUUUUUACAUAAUCAUCACCAACAGCAUCAUCAACAACAACAAGAUGAUCGAAGCGAGCAGAACUUCCUUGAAGAUGAUGGUGGUUCUCAUAUUCAUUCUCAUCACCCUUCUAACGAAAAUUCUGACGAUGACAGCAAUUUUGAUUUUGAUGAUGAAAUGAGUGAAGAAGCCAAAGCCAAACUGAUUCAAAAACACAAGGAAAUGAAAGUAAAGAGAGGCAGAAAGAUCAAGUAUGAAAACUCUAUUUGCUUGGAAUGUGAAGAAGAUGGACAUAAAUCGCAGGGAGGAAUUUGGUGUUAUGAAGUCGAUCACCACAAAAACAACAAGAGAGCUCCAAAGUAUGUGAAUUGUGAUGAAUGUCACAAAUUAGUCUCAGGACCCAAGUAUACCCGUCAUCUCAAUAAGUGUGCACCGUCAGGAGCAAGUACUGCCACUUCCAACACAAACCAAACAUCAACGACUCUUUCCUCGCCUGGAGUAAAACAAGGCAUGACCAAUAACGUGAUUCCUGUCUCAGGUGCUGUUGUCAGUUUGGCCUAUGAUGGUGGUACAAUUUCUUCUAAUUCCAAUCCUCACUCCAAUAGCAAUGGCGACAGCAACGCGAUAGAGAAUCAGUCCAACUCCUCAUCUCUAACCAUGAGCAGUUUAAAUAACCAGACAUCUCCUCGUGUCAUUAUUGGUAGUCAGCCAGUCAAUCAACUCCAUCAAAAUCAAAUGCCAAACAAUCAAAACAACAACAACGCUACAGCAGGCAUGAUGAACGCAUCUGCUCCAACUUUUGUCAUUAUGCCGAACCCUGCUUCCAACUCCAAUAACAACAAUGCCUUCAUUCAACAAUUACAACAAGGAAGCAAUGCCAAUUUCAUGCUAAAUAAUACCAAUAAUAAUUUGAUGGCCAUGAUUAACGGAAUUGGUUUACAACAACAAUCACCACAUUCACCUAAGAGUCCAGGAGGAUCCAGUACCUCUUUACCUACCAUAGUACUAUCACAGCAACACAAUUCUACUCUUCAACAACAGCAACAACUCAUCAAUGCGAUGAAUAGGUUGAGUCCACAAAAUAAUUAUCCAUCAUCCCCGAAUCAACUUGUACAAAUAGCUCCAGGAACGUUCGGAAUGCAGCCAAUGAACACACCGAAUUACAUCAUUAACAAUCACAAUGGUUCUAACCCUGUUCAGUCUCCACAACAUAUCAUUAUAACAAGUCCAAACAAUACCAGCUCAUCGCCUGGAUCAAGGCCGCUCGAUAACAAUGCUGCCAAUCAAGCAAGAGCCAUGACAAGACUCUCCCCAUCACUUCUUGUUUCUGCCCCAGUGUCUCCAGGACAGCAACAGCAAUUCACAAAAAUUAUUAUUCCUAAUGCUCCUACCUCUCCUCAUCAGCAACAACCACAAGGAAUUUUCCAACAAUUCUUACCAAUGGAACAACAGCAAAAUUUCUUGACAACCUCUUCGUUUACUACAAACACUGCUCGUCUUUCUCCAUCUUAUCAACAAGCUCUUUCUCCAAAUCAAGCUUCCUGGUCUGGAUAUGAUUCCUCACCUGGACUUUCUCCUGGAGGUCAAUCCAACCAAAAUAGCGCUGCACAAAAGAAAAGAAAAAGAAACACCUCAAACGCAGGAUCUAGUCAACCAUCGGGCUCUAAUGCUCCUUCUGAAGGAGACUAUGUUGAGAUUAGAGACGAUUUACUGAAAAAAAUUAAUGACGAGAACGAUGACAAUGUUUAUUCACUACGACUUUAUAACGAAACAACCAAGCAAUAUACUGUAUUGAUGUCAACAGUGCAUAAACCAGUCAAACAACUUUGCUCGAGCAAGAAGAGAAAGAAGCUCAACCAAAUUUUAGCUCCUGUUCUUGCAAAGUUUGGAGUGGACGCUGAAACAUUGGUUCAAAUUAAGGAAGUAAGAUCAUUAAUUAAGAAUAACAAGAAGCCAUCCUCAUUCGCAAACACAAAUGACAACGACUCUGAAGAUUCUGAUGAUCAACAAGCUCAUAAUAUUCCAAUUCAUCACCAACAACAACAACAAAUGCUUUCACAAAUUGUACAGCCUCAACAAACAAUGAUGGGAAUGUUGAAUGAUCUAGGACCAACGGAUAUUCCUCAAUUACCUUCUGACAAAGACUUUCCCUAUGACGUUCCAGAUUUUAACCUCCAACACAAUUUUUUGAACACCCUUUCCGAUCCUCAACAGCAACAACCUCCCAACAAUGAAUAA
Naegleria lovaniensis is the source of this 2331-nucleotide messenger RNA. RefSeq lists its product as uncharacterized. Lineage: Eukaryota; Heterolobosea; Eutetramitea; Acrasida; Naegleriidae. The coding region runs from base 1 to 2331 and encodes 776 amino acids. The record is from RefSeq and is a predicted model, not a curated record. The transcript has a single exon.